UGUCACAUUUUCGUAUAUAAACAUCUCCCGACAGGUGAGCAGCUCUUUGGAGUCAACUCUGCCAAAGAAAACAGAAAGACAGACGGCGAAGAUGGCAAUGAUGCGACCAGUCCGACUGAUGUGCGGUUUUCUUUUGAUCUUCUCGGCAAUAGCAGAAGCAUCCUCCACAUGCGGUGCUUACGAUUCCCGAUUCAGCAUGUGCUGCAAUGGCGUCCUACGAUCUCGCAGUGGAAUAUUCCCAGACUGCUGUGGAACACAGGCUUUUGAUUCCAAAUUCAGCAUGUGCUGCAAUGGCGUUAUCCAAUCUCGCAGUGGAAUAUUCCCAGACUGCUGUGGAACACAGGCUUUUGAUUCCAAAUUCAGCAUGUGCUGCAAUGGCGUUAUCCGAUCUCGCAGUGGAAUAUUCCCAGACUGUUGUGGAACACAGGCUUUUGAUUCCAAAUUCAGCAUGUGCUGCAAUGGCGUUAUCAGAUCUCGUGUGGGAAUAUUCCCAUCGUGCUGAGACCCGGGUAAUUCUAGCGUAUUGCGUAAAGCGAGUGCAUGUUGCCACAUUUUAUUUGUGCUGAAGUGGUGAGACCAAACACAAGAAGCUGCUAUAACCAACAUGCUGAGAAAACGAAGGACUUGGGCGAUUCAUUGCACAUGCGCCGCAAGGGACAACAUGCCUUUCUCUUCCGUAAUACCAUGGUAACAGCCUACCUGAAGUGCUGAUGCCUAUUGGUCAACAAUCUUUUUACCAUGGUUAUGCUUUCUCUGAAGGAGCAUUAAAGUGUCAGAAUAAAUUAUAAUUUGUAAUGCAAAA
Pomacea canaliculata is the source of this 802-nucleotide messenger RNA. Its product is annotated as galaxin-like. Bases 92 to 502 code for a protein of 136 amino acids. The transcript is spliced from 2 exons. The record is from RefSeq and is a predicted model, not a curated record. NCBI's taxonomy places the organism in Eukaryota, Metazoa, Mollusca, Gastropoda, Architaenioglossa, Ampullariidae.